AUGCCAUUAUUCAAGCCACAGAAUCCCGAAGCUCCUGUUCUCUCUCAGUUCAGUCUCAAAGGCAAGAUCGCAGCCAUCACAGGUGGCGCCAAGGGCAUCGGGCUCGAGGUUACGCGGGCGCUAGCCGAGGCCGGUGCAGACGUCGCCAUCAUCUACAGCACGAGCACCGACGCCGAUGCCAUAGCCACAAAGAUCGGCUCGCAGACGGGCGUGCGCACAAAGGCCUAUCAGAGCGAUGUGCGAUCGCGCGACGCCAUCGCCGCCACUGUCGACCGCGUUGUCGCCGACUUUGGAGGCCUCGACGUCGUCGUGGCCAACGCGGGCGUCUGCGCCGACAUUGCGAGCCUCGAAUACACCGAGGAGCAAUGGCGCGCCAACAACAGCGUCAAUCUCGACGGCGUCAUGUGGACGGCCCAGGCCGCGGGCCGCGUGUUCAAGAAGCAGGGGCGCGGCAACCUGAUCAUCACGGCGUCGGUGAGCGCGACGCUCGUCAACAUCCCCCAGAGACAGGCGGCGUACAAUUCGUCAAAAGCCGCUGUGGUUCACCUGGCGAAGAGCCUGGCCGUCGAGUGGGUGGACUUUGCACGCGUCAAUUGCGUCUCGCCCGGCUUCAUCGAGACAGACAUGCUGUACACGCAACCAAAGGAGCGAUUCAACAACUGGAUGUCCAUGAUCCCUGGGGGUCGCAUGGCUUCAGCAUCGGAGCUCAAAGGGAUUUAUGCUUUCCUCGCCAGCGACGCCUGCUGCUAUAUGACGGGUGCAGACAUUAUUGUAGACGGGGGCUACACUUUGACAUGA
This is a messenger RNA of Purpureocillium takamizusanense, 798 nucleotides long. RefSeq names its product Sorbose reductase. The record is from RefSeq and is a predicted model, not a curated record. Lineage: Eukaryota; Fungi; Ascomycota; Sordariomycetes; Hypocreales; Ophiocordycipitaceae. Gene Ontology annotation, molecular function: oxidoreductase activity, acting on NAD(P)H, oxygen as acceptor. The coding region runs from base 1 to 798 and encodes 265 amino acids. The transcript is spliced from 3 exons. Gene Ontology annotation, cellular component: intracellular anatomical structure.